Molecule: messenger RNA, 2179 nt
Organism: Cydia fagiglandana
Lineage: Eukaryota; Metazoa; Arthropoda; Insecta; Lepidoptera; Tortricidae
Gene: Dhr-1
Product: pyrokinin-1 receptor-like
Exons: 5
Coding region: 382-1839 (485 amino acids)
Biological process (GO): neuropeptide signaling pathway
Cellular component (GO): plasma membrane
Molecular function (GO): neuromedin U receptor activity
Source: RefSeq, a predicted model, not a curated record
CCUCGCACAGCGAACUCGCGUCCCCGUAUCCGAACAAUUUUGCGAACCCAAUCUUACCGCGCAAAACUGCGCUACGAUGAACUUGUGAAAAUGACUUGGAAAACUAUACUCGUUUAAGUAUUGUGUUAUUGAUUUCGUAUUAGUGAUCAGCUAAAUAUUAAAAAUAUAAUAUGUAAAUAAAACUAGAGUUUAAGUUUAAAAUAUGAAUAUAAAACUUCAGUGAAAUUAUAUUUCUUGUGGAUUAGAUGCAAUGGACAAUAUUGGAUAUAUUACGGUCUGGAAACGGUUCAUGGACGAAGCCAGUGUGUGUGUGUGUGUAUGUAUAGUGAAAGAUCGAUAGUGUAAACAACAUUUAACGAUGUGAAAGUGAUAUUUAAUAAAAUGGGCUCUUUUUUGCGUGUGAACGACACAAACUUUACCAACGAACCUGUGGACCCCGUGCUAAUAUUCGGACCACAAAGGGACCCCAUGUAUAUAGUGAUACCUAUUACAAUAAUGUACUCUAUAAUAUUUGUGACCGGACUUUUCGGAAAUAUUUUCACAUGCUUAGUGAUAAUCCGGAACAAAAGUAUGCACACCGCAACAAACUAUUAUUUGUUUAGUUUAGCGAUAUCAGAUUUACUUUUGCUCAUUAGUGGUAUGCCUCAGGAGAUGUAUUCGAUAUGGUCGAAGUGGCCGUACGUGUUCGGGCCGGCGUUCUGCCUGAUCCGGGGGCUGGCGGCGGAGACGUCGACGAACGCGAGCGUGCUGACGAUCACGCUGUUCACGAUCGAGCGGUACCUGGCCAUCUGCCACCCGUUCGUGUCGCACAAGAUGUCGAAGCUGUCGCGGGCCACGCGGCACGUGGUGGCGCUGUGGGUGGCGGCGCUCACGCUGGCGCUGCCGCAGGCGCUGCAGUUCGGCGUGCGCAGCCACCAGGGCGUCGCCAUGUGCCUACAGACCCGAGUCAUCAUACAGCACUCCUUCGAGAUGUCAACAUUCUUCUUCUUCUUCGCCCCCAUGGCACUAAUAACAGUACUAUAUUCUCUAAUCGGACUGAGAUUAAAAAGAUCCGACUUAAGUAAUGAUGUACCAGGGCAAAAGGAAUUAAAACAGAAAAUGAGAUUUACUCAUAAAGUACACAAGAAGCACAGCCAGUCAACGAAGCGCGUCAUAAAAAUGCUAGUGGCCGUAGUAGUGGCAUUCUUCAUAUGCUGGGCGCCGUUCCACGCGCAGAGGCUCGUGGCCAUCUACGGCACGGACGAGCACCACCGGCCGCGCUCCAGCCUGCUGCUGCACGCCUACACAGUCCUCACAUACAUCUCGGGGGUGUUCUACUACUUCUCCACCAGCAUCAACCCCAUACUUUACCACAUCAUGUCCAACAAGUUUCGGGAAGCUUUCAAGAACACGGUGGUGCGGUGCUGCCGGCCGGGCACGCGCGCCGUACAGCGCAGCUCCUACACCACGCUCGCUCUCGGGCGCAACCCCGCCUCCAGCAGCACUGACAACUCAGGUAAUAAUCCUAAAGAUGGCGCCUAUGGUGAUAACAGAAUUACAAGAGGAUCGCUAAGGUCAUCAUCAGAUAAAAAGAUCAAAUUCGACUUUGAACGUAAUGUAAUUUAUUAUCAACACAAAUAUGCCCAGACCGACGUUUCGUUCCAGCGAGAUUUAGAAAAUGGGCUUCAUCAAAGUAAAGGAAUAGAAGAAAAGAGCAUUCCUAAAGAAAUAUACGUCGUAGUGUCGACGGAGCCGAGUGAAGAUACUCAAGACUCCAAAAUUACUCUAUCAGAUGAGCCUGAAGCCUACAUUAGAGAAAUUCGAGACAGGAUCAAUCGACGCCAGAAGGGAUAUGGAUAAAUUAGAGCAUUUCACAAACAGGGGAUGGUAGAACAUUUCACUCCUAGUUGAUUGAAUUUCACUACAGUUGAUUAUACUGUGCGCGCUUGUCAUUCGCACUCGCGUCGUUGUCAUACGGAGCGAUGGAGCAUUUAGUAACUGGAGAUGCCUUGGCUGUCAGUUUCUGUACAAAACAGUCUACCGAUUUUUGCGGGACACGUAAAAUGUAUGGCUAUUUGUACCGACAAGUUUGCACAAUUGUGCAAGGUUUUUGGUAGAGGGGUAAGCUCUUAAAGGCGUCUCUGGUUAUUAAAUGCUCUAAGUAUAGUCUGACAGAAAAGAGUGGAAAUUAAAAAGUGGC